Messenger RNA from Rhopalosiphum maidis (corn leaf aphid), 1209 nucleotides. Its product is annotated as terminal uridylyltransferase Tailor-like. Bases 1 to 1209 code for a protein of 402 amino acids. Gene Ontology annotation, biological process: mRNA 3'-end processing; mitochondrial mRNA polyadenylation. The record is from RefSeq and is a predicted model, not a curated record. Lineage: Eukaryota; Metazoa; Arthropoda; Insecta; Hemiptera; Aphididae. The transcript is spliced from 5 exons. Gene Ontology annotation, molecular function: poly(A) RNA polymerase activity.
AUGAACAAUUUGUUAAAUAAUGAAAAAAUGUUGGAAAAAAAACGUGAAUAUACUUCAAGUAUUUUAACUGAAGACGACAGAUUAUCCGAAGUAAAUAAAACGGAAGUAAUGCAGUUUGUAAAUAAUAAAUCACUUAUAAAGUCUAUUAACACGCAACUCGCGGCAAUUAAUCAAGAAAUUUACAAUCAUGAUAUAAUCGAUAGAUUGGAUUUGUUAUUAAACUCAAUACGUAUUUGUGCUUGCCAUCAUUUCAAAGGAAGUAGAACAUACGCUUUUGGAUCACGCAUAACAGGUCUUGCAAAUAAACAUAGUGAUGUGGAUUUAUACAUUGAAAUCGCUAACAGCUUUUGCGGAGAAUUAAGUAAUGAUCCAUAUGCUCAAAAUGAUCUAAUACGUUACGUUGAAAAAUUAUUUCGGUCUCAAAAAUAUGAAUAUUCACAAAUACGAUCAAUAACUACUGCACGCGUGCCUAUUAUUAAAUUUUUUCAUGUCCCUACUGGCUUUUAUUGUGAUUUAUCUUUUAGAAGUGGCCUCAGUAUAUAUAACACUAGAUUAGUCAAGUUAUAUUUAUCAUUGGAUGAACGUGUUUACUGGGUAGUUUGUGCAGUUGUUAAAUGUUGGGCAUUAGACAAUUAUAUAAAAGAACAAUGUAUGUUUAACAGCUAUGCUUUAGCAUGGUUGGUUCUCUUUUAUUUGAUGGCCAUAAAAGUUGUACCUCCAUUAUUAUUACUCAGAGAACAUGCAGACCAUUCGAAUUCAUUUAGAUCAGAUGUCAUAUUUAUAGAAGGUUGGAACUGUACCUUCUGUACUGUAGAAAAAGCCAAACAAAUAUGGAGAGUACCAGCUAUUUCUCGUUGGAACUUAUUAUUUGGGUUUUUAAAAUUUUAUUCAGAUUCCAAUAAACUUAACCGAAUUGUACUUUGUCCAGUUAUUGGAACUUCUAUACUCAAAGACAAUAUGUAUAAAGUUCCAAUGAUGAAUCCAGAUAUAUUAGGUUUUGACCCCCAAAAUAAUGGUCUACCUAUUGAUUGGUGUAUAAAAUUGAAAAAUAGCUUUCGUGUUGAAGGUCUUGCCCUACAAGAUCCUUUAGAUCUUUUAAACAAUUUAACAAAACGUACAAAACCCGAUAAGCUACAAAUUUUCUCUUAUUCGUGCAAUUUGUCUUUAGAAGUCAUGAAGAACAAAAGAAGAAAGUUAAAUGCGAUUUAA